Molecule: messenger RNA, 1233 nt
Organism: Phytophthora infestans T30-4
Lineage: Eukaryota; Oomycota; Peronosporomycetes; Peronosporales; Peronosporaceae
Exons: 2
Coding region: 1-1233 (410 amino acids)
Source: RefSeq, a predicted model, not a curated record
AUGGCAGAGGACAACGAUGUGUUACUAUCGGACCAGUCUCCGUUUGCACCGCUGCAAUUGACUUUCGAGGAGCAACAGCAUUGCCACGACCUCAGUCUGCAAUUGCUGGAGCGAACGCUACACAGCUACGACGAGCGGCUGGCUGGUAUCACGCCUCGUCAUCACUCGAAGCUUGAUAGCGCACGCUGGAAACUGCAGAAAACGCAGGAGAAUGCAUCGCUGUACUCUGAGCGUAUUCGUCACGUUCGAGCAGAUUUGCAUCUACCUGAGGACAGCUGGAGUGACCCUACGGUUCUUCUGAUGGUUGGGAAUAUUCCUGCACCGCUGGACGAGGUCAUGUUUGGCAUGUCCAUUCCUAGUUUUGAAGCGCUGAAAGUUCGAGUUUCGACACUUGGGAAUCAAGAAAUUGGCGGUGCGAUGCUUGCGAGACUCGUAGGUCCGACCGACGAGAAGCCGUUCCAGAGUUUAUCCAUAAUGUACAUGGUAAGCCAAUUACCGUGGCUAGUGAGUAAAGUGGUAAAGCCUCGAGACUUUGUGCUGCUCUCAGCAAGUGGAGUGGUAACUACAGCUGAUGGAGAACGUAUUGGAUACGAUUUAUUGCAGCCGGCACCGUUGUUGCAGUGUCCACCACUGCCGAAGCCAAUGAUUCGCGGGAAAUUUUUGUUUGGAGCUUUGUAUCGGCAAAAGGAAGACGGGAGUGUGGACGUGUACAUUCAACAGUACGUGGAGUCGCUAGGUAACCUCAUGAAAUCCUUCAUAAUUAGCUCAACGUGGCAGUCACUGCUGGGAUUCUACAGAUCACCUUUACUCGCUGAGCACAAGAAACUUCAGUGGUGUAUUACCAACAUGAAAAGUGCGCGACGACGGGAAAUUGCGAACGACUUCAAUGACCAACGUACUUGCGUGCUUUGCUUAGCGGCGGCUUGCUCGAGUUGCCGUGAAGAACGAGUUUUUAGGGAGUUGGCGUCGCACCCCAAGAAGAAAAAGCUUUUUAUCAAGAAGCGACAAGUUUUCGUGUGUCGACCGUGUCUGGAGCUUGUGCAAAGACACAAAGCAGCAGAUAUCGCGAGAUCUUAUUUCCAGGAACAACUAACACCAGCAGCUUCGGAUUCUAGUGGAGCUGGCACAUGGGGUCUGCUUUACAGCGAUUCAAUGCCUACGUGGUCGCCAACUCGAUCGCUGUCGAUGUCUAGUGAGUCAUUUGAGUCAUUUGAUUGGGAUAGAGAUCCUUAG